AUGGACUUUGUACUGGGCCCAACCCAGCUGAUUCAUGACCCAACAAAGCUCUUCCAAUGCCCAAAAGAAUUGGCAGAGGAGCAUUAUAAGGAUCUCAAGACCAAGUCUUUCUUCCCUAAGCUGAUUGAGUACAUUACUUCAGGUCCAGUUGUGUGCAUGGCUUGGGAGGGUGUUGGUGUUGUUUCGUCGGCACGUAAGCUUAUAGGGUCUACAGAUCCUCUUCAAGCUAACCCUGGCACAAUAAGAGGGGACCUUGCUGUUCAAACAGGAAGGAAUGUGAUUCAUGGGAGUGAUAGCCCCGAGAAUGGCAAGCGUGAAAUAGGUAAUAUCAUCUUAUGGUUAAAAUUGAUCUUUCCUUGA
This is a messenger RNA of Corylus avellana, 360 nucleotides long. The record is from RefSeq and is a predicted model, not a curated record. NCBI's taxonomy places the organism in Eukaryota, Viridiplantae, Streptophyta, Magnoliopsida, Fagales, Betulaceae.